AUCGCGUCGAGCGACGGGAUUCGGACUUGCCACUUCCGGCAAUGCGGGCGCUCGGACGCCACUGCUCAAUUUGGUAGCUGGCUUGUAGACAGCGCACUCAUCCUGACGGCCCACCAUGAAGCAUGGGGUCGCGUUCCGCAAGUUCUCGAGGACAUCCUCGCAUAGGAUGCUCAUGCUGAGGAACCUCGUCACCUCGUUGUUCGAGCAUGAGCAAAUCAAGACAACCCUUCCGAAGGCGAAGGAUACCGCGAGACUUGCAGAGAAGAUCAUCACCUUGGGCAAGAAGGGAGACCUGCACGCCUUCAAGCGCGCACAGCAGUUCCUCCUGCAGCCGCAGCUGGUCCCCAAGGUUUUCACCACUUUCGCCAAGCGCUAUUCCGAGCGUCCAGGAGGAUACACACGGAUUCACAAGUUCGGCCGGCGGCAGGGCGACAACGCGCCGCACGCGAUCCUCGAGCUCGUCGACAACCCGCGCGACCUCCGCUUCGAGAUGACCGCUCGCGCGGUCGGCUGGGAGCUCCUCGGCAAGCGGCUCGACAACGAUGGCCCUCGAAAGCUCGCGGAGACGGGUGUGAAGGGCGUGGAAGACGUCGUCAAGCAGGAGCGCACUAGCGAAUCGAAGGGUUGGGACGGCGAGCUGCGCCCGAAAACGAGGUGGUAUCUGAAGAAGGUGCUCAAGUACAGGGGCGAGGAAGCUGUUUCGGAUUUGGCUCAGAAGGCGGAGGACCACCUCGACACCUUGUUGGCCAAGCCCAUGGCUCCCAAGGAUGUUCUUGAGAAAUCUUCCAAGAAUGCUCUUGAAGAGGCUUCCGAGCAAACAGCUGAGACACCAUAUGCGAGCUUGAAGUCGAUGCGACUGCGGGCUGGUCAAACCGUGCCGGGAGGUGUACGCAGUGCGUUGAACUUGGCCCAAGGUGACCUUGGGAAGACCUGGAUGACGGGUGGUCGCCUGCGGUAUCUCGAGCGAAGAAAGCUGGGUGUUGACAAAACUCCCCUUUGGGAGAACCCUUAAUUCUCUACUGUAUACACCGCUCAGCCCCAUGCCGGCUUCUAUUGCAUCUCUGACUCCACCAUGCAUAUUCGAGACGUCGGAUAAACCGCGUAACGGCUUAAUCAUCGCAUACUGUAUAAUGCCGAACAUCCUUCGUUCAGCACGCAUGCGCAGCUACCAACAUGCCGAUUGCCCGUGCGUGGUCUGUCGCCUUUUCUUGAACUUAUUCUAGGCAGGCAGAAAUUCUCUGCUCAAGACAAGCAUAUGGGAGGAUACACGCGUCUUUCGCAU
Rhodofomes roseus is the source of this 1282-nucleotide messenger RNA. Its product is annotated as mitochondrial ribosomal protein L17. The transcript is spliced from 4 exons. Gene Ontology annotation, biological process: translation. Gene Ontology annotation, cellular component: mitochondrial large ribosomal subunit; ribosome. The coding region runs from base 116 to 1012 and encodes 298 amino acids. NCBI's taxonomy places the organism in Eukaryota, Fungi, Basidiomycota, Agaricomycetes, Polyporales, Fomitopsidaceae. Gene Ontology annotation, molecular function: structural constituent of ribosome. The record is from RefSeq and is a predicted model, not a curated record.